This is a messenger RNA of Beta vulgaris subsp. vulgaris (sugar beet), 3123 nucleotides long. Its product is annotated as MLO-like protein 14. The transcript is spliced from 15 exons. Lineage: Eukaryota; Viridiplantae; Streptophyta; Magnoliopsida; Caryophyllales; Amaranthaceae. Gene Ontology annotation, cellular component: membrane. The record is from RefSeq and is a predicted model, not a curated record. The coding region runs from base 1139 to 2800 and encodes 553 amino acids. Gene Ontology annotation, biological process: defense response.
AGCGCCUAGCGGUUUAACAAUAUGUAAAAAGGUGAUUGACAACAUCUAGCAACAAAUUAACAGAAUUUUUUGGACAAGACGAUACAGUAAACUCUUAAAAUCUAUGAUUUGUUUUUAUCCUAAUAUCAUCCCACUUAAAGUUAUUUCCUUCACCGUAAAUUUGUAUUUUGUAGCAAAAACAAACCCCAUCUGCAUGUGACAACGUUCUGGAAUUCCGUCAUUGCCAGCAUCACUCCUCUAAUAUCCUAACUAAUUGCACAGAGAUAAUCGGGUCAUUCAUUAAUUAUUAGCCAACAAUUUGAUCCAUUUUUUCUAAUAAACUACUCCAUACUCUCUAAUCUAGCAGUUAUUAUUAUGUACAAAUGAAAUUAUCAUUCAAUAAUUUGUCGGGAGAUCUCUUUUUUGAGUGGGUUGUUUCCUGUUGAUCCCAAUAAGGAGAGAGAUUAUAGAAAAAUUUCUUUAGAGUCCACUGAAUCUAAGCUUAAUCACAUUUUCUGGGUAUCUUUUUUUUUUAAUCCCACUUUCCUAGAAGUGUUCUUCUUUUCACAUUUAGAAGAAACUGUCACACUGGUGUGUGUUAAUCACCUUUUCUGGGUACCCAAUACGUGGGAUCGAAUCCUGUCUACAUCAUUGUUACUGGUCGCUCUAAACACCAAACAAAAACUAUACUUUGUGGGUGUUUUUUGUUUGGCAUUUUUAUAGUUUGAAAGUGGUGGCAUUUCAACUGCAAUUGUGGGGGUAAGCAGGUGUUGUUGCAUUGAAUGAAGAGGUAAAAUUAGGAACUGGGAUUUCUGGGUAAUUUUCCACAUUCUUUUUGUGGGUAGUCAAGGGUUUUUCUGAGUGAAAAAAAAAAAUCCCCUUAUUUUUUCACAAACCAGUUUUUUAAUUAAUAGGGCUGUCAAUUUCAUCAAUGAAUAGUUGUAUGAAAUAAUUUUGCCAUGUAGGGGAAAAAAAGUGACAUAUGUUUUAAAGAAAAGGGGCCUGGUGUUUGUUGUCAUGGGUCUUGCAGAAUAGGCUGUUUUACCCGCCAUAUGGGUACUGUUAUGCUGAUAGUGGUUUGAAACUGACUUGAGUAUUUGAUAUAACAGCCAUUUUUGUAGGAAUAUAGUUUUAAGUUUAGGGUUUAAAGGUUGUAAAUAUGGAGGAUAAGACAGAGGAAAUGCGUUCUUUGGCUUUAACUCCAACAUGGUCUGUUGCUUCUGUGUUAACAUUCUUUGUUGCAGUUUCUUUGCUGGUUGAGAGAUCCAUUCACUGGCUGAGUAAUUGGCUGGAUAAAACACGUCGAAAGCCUCUCCUUCAAACUGUGGAGAAAAUGAAAGAAGAGUUGAUGCUCCUCGGUUUUAUAUCUCUUCUUCUAACGGCAACCUCAAGUACAAUAUCCAAUAUUUGCAUUUCUUCGAAGUUCUUUGGUGGGGUAUUUUCUCCAUGCUCUGAAGCUGAAGUCCAUGAAGCAACCGAGAAUGAAUCAUCUGAAGGACGUAAACUUUGGACAUCUACUCCUCACACCUUCAGGAAAUUGAUGAGCUCCCUUCAUCAAAAUAAAUGUCCAGAGGGAAAAGAACCAUUUGUAUCAUAUGAAGGCCUUGAGCAGCUGCAUCGAUUUAUCUUCAUCAUGGCAGUGACACAUGUAACUUAUAGCUGUUUAACGAUGCUGCUUGCAAUUGUGAAGGUACAUAGUUGGAGAAAAUGGGAGGACCAGGCUCAUAUGGAUCGACAUGAUGCACUUACAGAGAUCACGCGGGAGUUGGUAAUGCGAAGACAAUCAAGCUUUGUCAAAUUUCAAGCCUCAAAUUCUCUGACAACAAGCAAAUUCUGGAUUUGGGUGCCAUGUUUCUUCAGGCAAUUUGGACAUUCAGUUGUUCGUGCUGAUUAUCUUACACUUCGUAAGGGCUUCAUCAUGAAUCAUAACCUUACUAGGAAAUAUGAUUUUCACAGCUAUAUGAUUCGUUCCAUGGAAGAAGAGUUUCAAAGAAUUGUUGGUGUGAGCGGUCCACUUUGGGGAUUUGUAGUUGCUUUUAUGCUGUUUAAUAUAAAAGGAUCAAAUCUAUAUUUCUGGAUAGCGAUCUUACCUAUAGCACUUGUUCUUUUGGUGGGUACUAAGCUACAACAUGUUAUUGCAACCUUGACGCUAGAGAGUGCUGGACUAUCUGGGUUCUUUACAGGAACAAAAUUAAAGCCUCGUGAUGAUCUCUUCUGGUUUAAGAAGCCACAACUAUUGCUGUCCUUGAUUCAUUUUGUUCUUUUCCAGAAUUCCUUUGAGCUCGCAUCAUUUUUCUGGUUCUGGUGGCAAUUUGGCUAUGAUUCUUGCUUUAUCAAAAACCAUCUUCUCGUUUACUUGCGGCUUAUACUGGGGUUCUCUGGGCAGUUCCUCUGCAGCUAUAGCACCCUGCCACUUUAUGCACUAGUUACUCAGAUGGGAACAAAUUACAAGGCAGCCUUAAUACCUCAUAGAAUAAGGGAGACUAUUCACGGAUGGAAGAAGUCUGCAGCCAAGAGAAAGAAGAGGCUUGGUGUAUUCGGUGAUGACUCAACCAUACAUACGGAUGCAAGCACGGUAAUGUCAUUAGAUGAUGAUGAUAAUCAUCUGCUUGACAUCCCUGAAUCCGGUCCUGUUGGACAGUCUGAAAUUGAGCUACAAUCACUUUCUGCAGCAGAUGCAAGUCCACCUGUUACGAACGAAACUUCUAGCCGUGUUGGCACCCCUCUCCUUAGACCGUCUGCCUCUACUUCCUCAAGAUCACCAAGUUCCCUGUUCAUUGAAGCUCCACGAUCUUUUUCAAUGCCAAGUAGAAGAGACUGAUCGAUUCGAUCUAUGACAUAAUUAUAGUAUUUUGAUAGAACUGCAGUUAGUAGAGAUUCUUCCUGAUUAUAGGUUGUGCCAUGAUUUAGAAAACAAAUAAGUCAAUAGGUUAUAGGCCUCGAAGUAACUGUAACAUCAUGAUGACAUUUAGAAAUGCUAACAGAAACAGAUAGACAGGAUUAUACAAAGCCACAAAUUCUUUUUCCUUUUCUCCAAGAUAUCUUAUUGGAGGCAUUGCUCUGUCAGAUUAGAGAAUUUGUUCACAGUUGUGAAAUUAACUGCCAAUUAUCUGUAUAUUACAGGAUUCUGUAUUUUAUUACCAA